CAUAGAGUAGUAUAUGAUUUAGGGUUUGCUUUCAUAGGAUAAAAAACUAAAAUUUUCCCAAUUUUUGUGCAAUGCAGGUGAUGUUGAUGAUCUGUUUAGUGUUAAGAUCCACCACUAUGGAUUUUUCUGUGGGAUUGGGAAGAACAAGGCAUAUAUGGAGGAAAAGAUCGAUUUUUUUGACCACUGUUCAGGAGAUACUUGGUCAUUACUGUGGCUGCAAGAUCAUCUGGAGAAAUUGGGAUACACUCCUGGUACUAAUUUGGCUGUGUACUGGACAAUUCCUGGCAAAGAUUUAGGAGAUGGACUGAGGUCCUUAACUUGUGAUGCAGAUUCCAUAGCACUGGUUAAUGAAGCUCUCAAAUCAAAGCUUAUAUCUCUAUAUGUUGAUCAUGUGGACAUUAUCAGACGCCAGGAGGAGGAUGUGUUGCAGCAGAAUGUUGAAUUGCCCCAUGUCAUUAGUCUAGUAAAGUCUUCACAUGCAUACAAGGAUAAGGUACAUAAACCAGUUGAAGCUGAUCUAGCUGGGACACAGUUUGCAGUAGAGGAAGAGGAGGGGGAACAGGGGCUAGUGACAGUAGAUUUGGGCAGUGGAAUUGAGUUUAAUGACAGUGAUUAUGAGCUAGAGGAUGAUGAUGAUUUAUAUGCACAUAAUCUUGGUGAUGCAGUGGAUUCAGAUGUAGAUGAUGAUGUUGGUAGCAAGAAAGAAAAGCAAAAGCAAAAGGACAACAAAGCAAAGGGAAAAGGAAAGGAAAAGGAAGUUAAGCUAUAUGACUAUGAUGAUGUUGAUAAGCCACUGCCUAUGCUACAAGUUGGCCCAGAUGAUUUGGGUUAGAACUUCACAGUGUUUGAUCCAGAGGUUGACAUGGUGGAGCCUAAAUUCAAACUGGUCAUGGCUUUUGCUUCUGCCAAAGAACUGAGGGCAACACUUACUGAGUACAACAUCGAAGAGAGAGUGCCUAUUAAGAAAUCAAGGAAUGAUGCAAAAAGGAUAGAGGCUCAUUGUGAACUUAGUUGUCCAUGGUCCCUGUCUGCAGCAAUGGACAAGAGGACAAAUUGUAUGGUUGUGAAGAAAUACAUUGAUGAGCAUACAUGUGAGAGAGAGUGGCAGAUAAAGGCAAUGACAACACCAUAUCUUGCCAAGAAAUAUAUAGAAGAGUUUAGGGUAGAUGAGAAGAUGACAGUGAAAUCGUUUUCUAUGAAAGUGCAAAAAUAGUUUAACAUGAUUGCUACCAGGUCCAAGCUACAAAGAGCUAGAAAGGCUGCACUUGAUGAAAUAUAUGGUGAAGAGGAGGAGCAAUACAAUAGUUUGUAUGAUUAUGGGGAAGAACCGAGGAGCACAAACCCAGGUAGCAGUUUCUACCUAUGCCUGAAUACAAGGAAAAUUUUCACAUCAUGCUACUGGGCUGUUGGUGGAUGCAAGAAGGGUUUCCUAGAGGGUUGUAGACCAGUGAUUUGUGUGGAUGGUUGUCACUUGAAUACAAGAUAUGGUGAUGUUUUGCUCACAGCUGUUAGCAUUGAUCCUAAUGAUUGUAAUGGCUAUUGUGAAGGUUGAGUGCACUGAUAGCUGGCUCUGGUUUUUGAACACACCGAAAACUGAUCUAGGAAUUGGUAACUCAAUUCAGUAUACAAUUAUGAGUGACAGGCAAAUGGGAUUAAUAAAUGCUGUGAGAAGUGUAUUCCCAGAAGCUGAACACAGGUUUUGUGUCAGGCACCUGUACCAAAAUUUCAGAAAACUAUACCCAGGUGAAACUCUGAAGGAACUUGUUUGGGCAUGUGCAAAAUCUUGCAAUGAACCUCUGUUUGAGAGAAAUAUGGAGAAGAUGAAAGUGGCUUGCCCAGCAGGUUAUGAAUGGUUAAAAAACCUUCCUAAAGAGUGCUGGGUGAAGGCCUAUUUUAGAGAAUUUCCAAAAUGUGACCUUGUGUUGAACAACACAUGUGAAGUAUUUAAUAGCUACAUACUUGAUGCAAGGGACAUGCCAAUUUUGACAAUGUUUGAGAAGAUAAGAUGCCAACUAAUGAAUAGGAUAUACACAAAAAUGAAAGAAGCAAUUAACAAAUGGACUGGGAUGAUGUGCCCUAAAAUUUCAAAGAAACUUCAGAAAUUAGUGGAUUUUGCAAAAUCUUGUACUGCUUACCCUUCUGGCAGUAAGGUCUUUCAGGUAACGGGCCAUGACCACACAUACAGAGUUGAGCUAGGCACAUGUACUUGCACAUGUAGAAGAUGGCAACUAACUGGAAUCCCCUGUUCCCAUGGAGUUGCUGCAGCAAGGCGUGAGAGGAUCAAGCCGGAGACAAUGGUUGAUGAUUGCUACAACCUUAAAUUCUAUGUGAAAGCAUAUGGUCAUAGCAUUUGUCCUGUGAGAGAUAAGAAGUUCUGGAAGAAAACCGUAACAUCCUUGUUCAUGCACCAGCAGUAAAAGUAAAGAAAGGCAGGAAGCAGAAGAACAGGAGACAGGCCCCAGAAGAAAUUGAGGAUGGUACAAGACUGAGCAGACAUGGAACAGUCAUUCAUUGUGGUCAUUGUGGUGUGGCAGGGCACAACAGAGGAGGUUGCCCUGAUCUUAAACCAAAUGGUAAAAGAAAAAGAGUUGCAGAAGAGGAGGAAUUUACUGAAAAUGAUGUCCAGUACAUAAAUGUUGAAGCAACUAAAGGUGACACUAUAAACAAUCCAGUAAAUGUGGAUGAAGAUACUCUUCUGUCAAACAUGAUGGAUCAAUUUGAAGCUAGGAGAAGAUGUGAGAUACAACAUCAUCCUAUGCCUUAGGAGUCACAGUUUGUUGCUGCCCAUAGAGAUCAAUUGCCAAAGCAAAGGAGAGUAACCACUGCAACAGCUAGAGGAAUGUCACUUGGACUUAGAAGGGGUAAAUCAACUAGGGGUGGAAACACAUGCAAUGCAAGUUCUCAAGCAGGAGGGAGAGGAGCUAUUCCUAUUGGGAGAGGUUCAGUUUCAAACAUGGGAAGAGGAGUUACUCCUAUUGGGAGAGGUGCAGUUUCACAUGGGGGAAGAGGAGCUAGUACUGUUGGGAGAGGUUUCUUGUCAAACAGGGAAAGAGGGUCUACAAGAAGGGGGAGAGGCUACACCAACACAACCCUUUGGAAUCUGUGCUUUGGCAGGGGAGGCCACACUCACCAACAAAAUGUCCAGGAGGAACAUAGUGGCACCCAGCAGUCCCAGGUCAUUGAUUAGGUUAGUUUGAUGUGUGAAGCACACCUUUUGUAAUAUGCAGCAGCCCCAUUUUGGUUUCAAGCAGAUCUUGUUAAGAUCAUUGUGCCAGACAAGUGUAAAUGAUCUUAGAAAGAUCAUUUUUCAUGCCAGGAUAUGUGAAACUAUUUAUCAAUGUUGGAAACUUAAUGCCAGAAGUCUGAAUCUUUUAUGGAUCAGUUUAUUUCUAUCAAAAUGAUGAGUUUAUUACUGUCAAUAUUUCUGCCAAAAUGUAAAUUUCUGUCAAAAUGAUCCUGUCAUGAUCAUAGCUCAGUUUAUUUCUGUCAAAAUGCAAGUCAAUUGCUAUCAAAUAUAAAACUGAAGUAGGCAGGAGCAUUGCAUUA
Aegilops tauschii subsp. strangulata is the source of this 3546-nucleotide messenger RNA. The record is from RefSeq and is a predicted model, not a curated record. Lineage: Eukaryota; Viridiplantae; Streptophyta; Magnoliopsida; Poales; Poaceae.